AGCGUUCCUGCGCCCGAGGGCUUCUUAUCCCUCUUUAACCCUGGGUCAAUCCCGAGCGCUACUGACCUCCCACGCGUGGUGGAUCCCAACAGCGGGAGUUCCUACGAUGGCCCCGUGACCCCGUGUUUGACGACUCUCCGACAAGACGCGCCCACACCGAGUACGCCGCAAUCCCCGUCUGGCGACGAGUUGCAGCGGUGCCUGGCACUAAGCCCUUAUAAACCCGCACCGGUCCCUGCCGCGCCAGCCCCGCCGGCGCCGGUCGCCACGCCCGAGCCCGCCCCUGUCCCUGCCACGCCGCCCCGACAGUG
Molecule: messenger RNA, 311 nt
Organism: Gregarina niphandrodes
Lineage: Eukaryota; Apicomplexa; Conoidasida; Eugregarinorida; Gregarinidae
Exons: 1
Source: RefSeq, a predicted model, not a curated record